Prorocentrum cordatum is the source of this 1722-nucleotide messenger RNA. Lineage: Eukaryota; Dinophyceae; Prorocentrales; Prorocentraceae. The record is from the annotation of a GenBank genome assembly.
GCCCGUCAAGCUCGCAGCCUGGAAAGUUUCUGGCUGGCGGCCCGUGACGGAGCGCGCCCGCCGGAGCCAGGGUCUGGGGCCAUGCGCGCUCCAGCCGGAGGGCCGAGGCGGAGACCGGAGUGGGCGGCCCUGCGUCGCAGUGAGGUGCUGGUCUGCGUCUGCGGCCUGGGGGAUGCCCCACUCCGGUGGUACAAGAGCUUCGCGACCGAGGCGAUCAAUGCGGGGUUCAAGGUGAGCUCCUACGACCCGUCUCCUACGACCCGUUUCUGCUGUGCCUCCACGCAGACGGCAAGCACUGCGGGCCCCCGGCCCUGGCUGUCGACGACGCCCGUAGUAGGGGCGACGAGUACUCCCAGAAGGCCAUGGAGAAAAUCACUUUGAGGUUCCCGCUCGGCAUGCACAGGGGGGGGGGGGAAUUAGAUUUUCUGGGCGAGCAGCUGGAGCAGAGGCCAGACAAGUCCGUCAAGGUCAGUCCAAAGAGCAUGGUGGAGGAUAUCGAGCUCACCAACAUUCCGGCGGCCCGGAGGGCCAUGCUGAACGAAACGAGACGUGCAAUGAGAAGGAGAUCUCAGCGCUGCGCGCCGUGGCUGGCCCCCUCAACUACGCGGGGAGAGAGGCGUGACCGGGCCUGAGUGGCCCUGUCUCGCUGCUGCAGAGCACAUUCCCGAAUGGCGGACCUCUUGGAGGGCAAUCGGCUGGUGCGCAUCGGCAAGGAUUUCUCUCUGGCGCGCGCCUGUGGAUCCGACCCAUCGACCUGGGGACCUCCAUGACAUUCGUCACCGUGGCGACGCGGCGUGGGCGAACGCGAAGGACCAGGGCAGCCAGGCCGGGUGGAUCAUCAUGGCAGGUGACAUCCGCAUCAGCAGAGGGAGCUGGGGAAAUACAUCCCCGCUGCCGUGGCGCUCUCACCGGCUGGCGCGCAAGGUGCCGAGCUCCCUGGCGGCGGAGACGCUGGGCGCGGACGAGGGUUUGGCGAACGGCAUCUACCUGCGGGCGAUGUUCGCGCGGUUGGCUUUCCCCGGGCUCAUGGCCUGGACGGCGCCAGAAACCGGGGGGGCCUUCCCUCUCAUCGCGGUCGCCGACAGCAAGUGCUUGUACGAUCAUCUGGACAUCAUGUCGGCGGGUCCUUGCAAGGACUGGAGGACUGCUCUGGACAUUGCGAUCUUGCGGGGGAACCUGAAGGACCGUGAGGCGAGAAUUCGGUGGUCGACCCUCUCACGAAGGAACGGAUGUGCUGACCUGCUGCGAGGAGUCUCGCAGAAAAAGGGGAGUUCGUGGACAUCGAGGAAGGUCGAGCGCUCUGUAUUCGAGGAGGAACGACAAUCGAGGGUUACCCGACGAGGAGCGUUCGGCCGCCUGACACGGCCGAGUGAGACGACUAGCUCCCCUGGAUCCGAGCAUGCCUGUCCAGUCAUCUUGCGCCUAGACCACUGCCCGCUCUCGCACUUACAUGUCUAGCCUUGCGCGCUCUGUUUUAGAGUUUCGCAUGAUGUCUACCCUGUCUGAACCUUUUAUAGAGUUGUCGAGAGGGGUGGGCUGCUGGACAAGACUGUGUCUUGGCAUCUAAAAUUCGGCGGCGUGCGAGAAGCUUCGUGGUUAUUCUAGUAUAAGCAGGAGAUGCCAGACACCCCCAGCCCGAACCCUUCAAUAAGCAUCUUGGUUCAGGCAGAGGCUUCGGCCCCUUUGAUGCAUCAGGAAGUGGUGUACACGCCGGUACUGAAA